Molecule: messenger RNA, 994 nt
Organism: Aureobasidium musti
Lineage: Eukaryota; Fungi; Ascomycota; Dothideomycetes; Dothideales; Saccotheciaceae
Source: the annotation of a GenBank genome assembly
GCCGCAACUUGUCAUGGCAGACGUAGACGAGGAUGUCAUUCCUCGUGGGCCAGAUGUUGGUGACGUUGAUCUAUCAGAUGAGACACAAGACUUCCGUCUACUCUUGAACUUCUCCGGCGAUGACACAAAAAUCCCAAAGAGAGGCGAAAAGGAUUUUGAGCCUCAUCAUACAAACAAACAAUCGGAUGCCUUGACCGCAUCGAGAGAUGCAAUGCACAAUGCGCUAUCUUUUCAACGAGUCCAUCAACCCAAAAAGCAUGUCCUGGCACACUACCACCCGGAGACUAACAUGGCCUACACCGAAGACCCUAAAGGACCUUUGUUCAAGAACAUGGGCAAAGUCUUCCCUGGCAAAGAAGAUCCACUUGGCCCUCGUACCGCUGGAGAGAACAGAAUUUGGCUGCUUCCGGAAGAAGCGAUAUAUCUGCUCGAAAGAGGCACAAUUGAUAUCAGAUGGCCAGUGGACGAAGACGACGAUACCGAAGAUGGCGAGGCUAAAGAGCAGAGAUUCGGGCCUUUGGUGACACCAGGAAUCUACCGCAAUUACGCUGAAAUUUAUCGCCGACUCGCAAUUAUACCUAGCUACGACCCAACAGCCAGGAAAAGGAAUUCUGCAGAGUCGACAGAUCCUGCGUUCAGGAUCACAUACCACUUAUGGAAGCCUGGCUCGACGACAUACAAGAAAAGCGGUCCUGGUACGCCUGACUUUCGCAUUGCAGUCGUCAAUGCUCGUGAGACAACUUUUCCUACGCUUGGCCAACUGAGCGGUCUGAUCGAUACACAAACAUACCAGCCACCUCGUCAAGAUGCACAGCUGUAUCAGAAGUUGCGUAACGGGUACAAGAGUGUCAUCCUGGCGGUUGUGGAUCAGGGCGUUACCAGCUACUUGAGACUGGCAGAUGCUGGGUUCACUAGAGAAAAAUUGUUCGAUCGAAAGCCACCAGCAGCGAGGAAAGGGGGCAAGGGUGGGAAUUGGAAAAGAAUAAGCGAUAGA